AUGUUCUUCUUGGAUGCGUUCCUCAAAGGUCUACACAAACAGGGUGAUGAUGAUGCAAUCGAUCGGCUCAACUACUACUGGACACCUAUGCUUCUUGUCAUUUUCGCUUUGACUCUUUCAGCCAAACAGUAUGUCGGACAGCCUAUUCAGUGUUGGAUUCCAGCUCAGUUCACAGGUGCUUGGGAGCAAUACAGUGAGAAUUACUGCUUCGUCCAGAACACCUAUUUCAUCAGCCCUGACAAGUACAUCCCAGACUCUGAAGUCGAUCGUGAAGCGGCUGAAAUCGGAUACUACCAAUGGGUUCCAUUUAUUCUUGGACUUCAAGCCAUCCUCUUCUAUUUGCCAUCUCUUUUCUGGAGACUCAUGAACUUUAACUCGGGAGUUGCUCUCAAGAAGAUGCUUUAUGGAGCAAAGAAAGCCGAUCGUGUCGAUGAGAAAGCUCGCCACGAAGCCGCUAAAGCUACUGGAGCUCAUCUUUAUGAAUCUCUCACUCUGCAAUCGCGUUUCGCUAAAUAUAGCUCUUCAUUCACCUAUGGAGGAAGCUACCUAUCUUACUUGUACCUCUUCGUCAAAUUUCUCUACUUUGUGCAAAUCAUUUUCCAGUUCAUCAUUCUGAACAACUUCCUCGGAACCUCUUACACAUUCUGGGGUCUUGGCAUCCUAUCCGAUAUUCUCAACGGACGCGAAUGGGAGGAAAGCGGUCAUUUCCCGAGAGUCACCAUGUGCGAUUUCGAAGUGCGCGUGCUCGGAAACAAGCAUCGUCAUACGGUACAAUGUGUGCUAAUGAUCAACAUGUUUAACGAAAAGGUAUACGUCUUCUUGUGGUUCUGGCUCGUGAUCGUCGGAGUUGCAACAUUCUUGAACUUGUUGAACUGGUGCCGCAAACUUUUGUUCUCAUCUGCUCGCAAGGCUCACAUCAAGGCUUACCUUCAAGUUGAGGACAACGUGAGCGAUGACUCGAGAUCGGCCCAAGUUCUCGAUAAAUUUGUUGGAUACAAGCUGAAAUCCGACGGAGUUUUCAUCACUCAUCUUAUCGACAACAACGGUGGAUCUGUGUUCUCUCAUGACGUCAUCGUUGACAUGUGGAGCAGAUUUUUGAAUGAAGAGGAGAGCCGGUCACAGAAGAAGCCGGGAGAGUUCGACGAGAACUUCUCAUAA
This is a messenger RNA of Caenorhabditis briggsae, 1158 nucleotides long. It is a transcript of the gene Cbr-inx-13, whose product is annotated as Protein CBR-INX-13. Gene Ontology annotation, cellular component: gap junction; plasma membrane. The record is from RefSeq and is a predicted model, not a curated record. Bases 1 to 1158 code for a protein of 385 amino acids. The transcript is spliced from 7 exons. Gene Ontology annotation, molecular function: gap junction channel activity. NCBI's taxonomy places the organism in Eukaryota, Metazoa, Nematoda, Chromadorea, Rhabditida, Rhabditidae.